AUGGCACAGCUGGCGCGGCUGGCACCGAUGGCACGGUUGGCACAGCUGCUGGUGGUGCUGGCGAUGCUGGGAGCCUCGUACGCUGCCAGGGUGGCAGAGCCGCUGGAGAACGAGUCGGAGCCGGGCAAGGCUGGCACAGGGGGGAAGCCCUGGAAAGCCACACUUGACCUGGAGGAGCUGGACCUGGGCACGGCAGGCAAAGGCGCCGCCUGGACCUCGUGGUUCAACAUCGACCACCCGGGCGGUGACGGUGACCACGAGAGCCUGGCGGCCAUCAGGUUCUACUACGGGGACCGCGUGUGCGCCCGGCCCGUGGCCAUCCAGGCGCGCAGCACCGAGUGGCACCUGCCCGAGGCCCUGGGACAGGUGGUCCAUGCCAGCCCCGAGCGCGGCUUCCGCUGCCUGCACCGCGAGCAGCCGGCUGGCACGGCCUGUGCCAACUACCACGUGCGCUUCCUGUGCCCGCUGGAUCACGUGUACUGGUCGCACUGGUCGCCCUGGAGCCCCUGCUCGCGCAGCGCCUGCGGCGCCCGGGGCACGCAGAGCCGCUCCCGGCGCUGCGGCAGCGCGCGCAGCCCGGCCCCGCUCCGGGAGCUCCGGUGCCGCGGCAAAGCCACCGAGCGGCGGCCCUGCAGCGCCGGGCCCUGCCCAGAGCCCACCUGGACGGAAUGGGGCGCUUGGGGUCCGUGUUCCCGCAGCUGCGGCCGCUCGGGGACGCGCGUCCGGCGCCGGAGCUGCCGCACGGCCAAGAACCCGCCGUGUCCCGGCCGUGUCACCGAGGUGCAGAAAUGCCGCCCGCCCCCGUGCCCAGGUAACGCCACCGGUGCCCCCUCGGCGGUGCCCCCGCUGCCCACGGACUCGGAGUCGGAGCCUCCCGCGGGCUGCCCCGGGCACACGCUGAGGGGCACGGUGGAGACAGCGGCCGGGGUGGCGCUGCCGGGUGCCCGCGUGUACCUGGAGGGCCGCCCGCCCGUGCUGCUGGCCCGCAGCGAUGCCCGCGGGCGCUUCUCGGCCUCGGGGCUGUGCCCGGGCCCCGCCGCCAACAUCAGCGCCCACCGCGACGGCUUCGCCCCGGGGCUGGCACCCAUCGCCGUCACCAACGGCUCGGGCGUGGCCGAGGCGCACCUGAGGCUGCACCGGCUCGAGAAGCCCCACAUGGUGCUGCAGCCCGCGGCCAGGGUGCGGGAGGCCGGGCAAGACGUGACCUUCUGCUGCAAAGCCUCGGGCACCCCCGCGCCCCAGAAAUAUUACUGGUACCACAACGGGACGCUGCUGGAGGGGACGGCGGAGCGCAGCAGCGGCCGCCUGGCGCUGCGGGGGCUGGCACCGGAGCAGGCUGGCACCUACCACUGCAAAGCCAGCUCCGAGGCGGGCGCCAUCCGCUCGGCGCCCGCGCAGCUCACCGUGCUGGCCCCGGGCCAGCAGAGCUGCAGGGCGGAGCCGGAGCCCAGCCUGGUGGAGCUGCCCAGCGAGUGCCCGCAGGACGCCAGCGGCUCCCGCUACUACAACGUGGGGCGCUGCCCGGCCUCGCCGUGCCCGGGCGGCCCCGCCGAGACCUCGGGCUGCGGGGGGGAGUCGGGGCUGUGCUGCGGCGUGCGCAGGAUGGAGCUGCGGCAGGUGCCGUGCGCCGGCUCCGUGCUGCCCCUCAAGGUGGUGGCCGAGUGCGGCUGCGGGCCCUGCGCGCAGCCCCGGCUGCUGGUGCAGGGCCGGGUGACGGCGGCCGACACCGGGGAGCCGCUGCGCUUCGGCCACAUCUUCCUGGGGGGCAGGAAGGUGGGCUUCACCGGCUACCAGGGCUCCUUCACCAUCGAGGUGCCGCCCGACACGCAGCGCCUCGUCACUCGCUUCGUGGACGGCCAGCAGCGCUUGGUGGACGCCGUCAAGGUGCUGCCCUUCGACCCGCGGGGAGGAGCCGUGUACCACGAGGUGAAGAUGCUGCGCAAGAAGGAGCCGGUGGAGCUGGACGGAGGGCGGAACAACGCCAUCCCCCUGGGCGAGGCCGGCGGCCGGGAGCCCGUCGGGGAGCUGGUGCUGCCGGCCGGAGCCUUCCUGCGCCCGUCCGGGGAGGUUUUCAACGGCACCGUCAAGGCCAGCGUCACCUUCGUGGACCCCAGGGACGUGGGCACGGCCAGCGCCGCCUCCAGCGACCUGAGCUUCGCCAACGCCGAGGGCGAGAUCGUGCCCCUGCGCACCUACGGCAUGUUCGCCGUGGAGUUCCGCGAGGGCGAGAGCGGCGCGGCGCUGCAGGCCGGGCCCGUGCAGGUGAGGAUGGACGCGGGGCAGGUGUGGAUGGCCGAGCACCUGCAGAAGAUGAAGCUGUGGUCCUUGAACCCCGAGAGCGGCCUGUGGGAGGAGGAGGCGGAGCUGCGGCCGGCCGGGGGCGGGCGGAGGAGGAGGAGGGAGGAGAGGACGUUCCUGGUGGGCAACCUGGAGAUCCGCGAGCGGCGCCUCUUCAACCUGGACGUGCCCGAGGAUCGCCGCUGCUUCGUCAAGGUCAGGGCCUACAGCAACGAGAAGUUCAACCCCUACGAGCAGCUGGAAGGGGUGGUGGUGAGCCUCAUCAACCUGGAGCCGCAGCCCGGCUUCCCCAGCAACCCGCGGGCCUGGGGCCGCUUCGACAGCGCCGUCACCGGCCCCAACGGCGCCUGCCUGCCCGCCUUCUGCGACGCCCGGCGCCCCGACGCCUACGCGGCCCUGGUGACGGCCACGCUGGGCGGGGAGGAGCUGGAAGCCGUGGCCUCCAGCCCCAAGCUGAACCCCAACGCCGUGGGGGUGGCGCAGCCCUACCUGAACAAGCUGGGCUACCGCCGCUCGGACCACGAGGACCCGGCGCUCAAGAAGACGGCGUUCCAGAUCAACGUAGCCAAACCCGACCCCAACAACGUGGACGAGAACAACGGCCCCGUGUACUCCUACCGGAGCCUGCGGGAGUGCGAGGAGGCGCCGGUCAGCGCCAACCACCUGCGCUUCUACCGCGUGGAGGUGGACAAGUACGAGUACAACGUGGUGCCCUUCAAGGAGAGCGACGUCACCUCCUGGACCGGCGACUACCUGGCGUGGUGGCCCAACCCGCAGGAGUUUCGGGCGUGCUACAUCAAGGUGCAGCUGCGGGGGCCGCAGGAGUACAUGGUGAGGUCCAGGAACGUCGGGGGCAGCCACCCCCGCACGCGGGGCCAGCUCUACGGGCUGCGGGACAGCCGGAGCGUGCGGGACCCGCUGCUGGACGACACCUCGGGCGCCUGCGUGGAGUUCAAGUGCGGCGGGAUGCUCUUCGACCAGAGCCUGGCCGACAGGACCCUGGUGUCCGUCGUGCCGCAGGGCAGCUGCCGCCGCACGGCCAUCAACGGGCUCCUGCGGGACUACCUGAGCCGCCACCCGCCGCUGGCCGACAACAACCACACCGGGGCCUUCUCCAUGCUGGCCCCGCUGGACCCGCUGGGCCACAACUACGGCAUCUACACCGUCACGGACCAGAACCCGCGGCUGGCCAAGGAGAUCGCCAUCGGCCGCUGCUUCGCGGGCACCUCGGACGGCUUCUCGAGGGAGAUGCGGGCGGGCGAGGGCACGGCCGUCACCUUCGAGUGCCAGGAGCGGCCGGCGGGCCGGGAGAGCCUCUUCCAGCGGCUGCUGAGCUCCCCGGCCGAGGCGCUGGCCGACAUCCGCAGGGAGAUGGGGAGCUCCGAGCUGCGCCGCGCUCCCCCCGAGGUGAUGGACUUCGCCUCCGGAGCCCCCUCCGGGCCCGCGGGCACCCGCCGGACCCCCGGCAGCCAGCGGAGAGCGGGCCGGCCGCGGGGACAGCCCUGAGGCCCCUCCGUGUCCCCUCCCCGGCUCCGCUUUGUCGCCCCCUUUCCCCGUCGCUUUUGGCCGCGCUCAUUUAUAA
Messenger RNA from Melozone crissalis (California towhee), 3880 nucleotides. RefSeq names its product cartilage intermediate layer protein 2 (gene CILP2). Lineage: Eukaryota; Metazoa; Chordata; Aves; Passeriformes; Passerellidae. The transcript is spliced from 8 exons. The coding region runs from base 1 to 3804 and encodes 1267 amino acids. The record is from RefSeq and is a predicted model, not a curated record.